Messenger RNA from Fonsecaea nubica, 576 nucleotides. RefSeq lists its product as hypothetical. NCBI's taxonomy places the organism in Eukaryota, Fungi, Ascomycota, Eurotiomycetes, Chaetothyriales, Herpotrichiellaceae. Bases 1 to 576 code for a protein of 191 amino acids. The record is from RefSeq and is a predicted model, not a curated record. The transcript has 2 exons.
AUGAGGAACGGUCUCCUCAUCGGCCGCUCGACCCGUACUGAGUGCGUCCACCUCGACCGCACUGUCACCAGUCCUGCUCCGAAUCAAGCAUAUACAAGCGGACAAAGCUAUCAGCAACGAUUCGGCGCCGUCUUUGCUACAGCAUCUGAGUUGGGCUCCGUCGAAAGGAAUCCUUCCUUGAAAAGAACAAGAGGAUACGAACUCGCAGCACGAAGCACGACAAAAUUCGACUACACGAAUCACUCGUUUGCGUCGGGUACACCGCUAUCCAAGGUAUGGAAGUCUCCUACGCGACAGGGGAUCGCCCGAAACCAAGGACUAGGCUAUUUGACUACGGUCAGGUCUCCAGCAAGUACCGUCCUCUUGGCUGUUAAAGUCUCGUGUGACAAUGUCUCGGGCACGAGGAUUGUGGACUGUAGCCUUGCCGAACAAGCAGCGCCGCCCGUUGCGGCUCGUGAGAACGUCGAACCUGAAUAUGCUGACGUCAUUGGCUGGAUGUUGGAUCCAUCAUGGGUCGAUACAGCCUCGUCGAUCAAUACAACAACAUCUCUGCAAAUACCAAUUACUGCUCUAUGA